Messenger RNA from Ascochyta rabiei, 3189 nucleotides. RefSeq lists its product as uncharacterized. The record is from RefSeq and is a predicted model, not a curated record. The transcript has 3 exons. Lineage: Eukaryota; Fungi; Ascomycota; Dothideomycetes; Pleosporales; Didymellaceae. Bases 1 to 3189 code for a protein of 1062 amino acids.
AUGCUGGGCUCUACAUCUCCUCAACAUAUUGACCAACUCUUGGAGGGUCGUGAAAGUACAAUGUCACGUACAUACACUGCAAUCGAGGAGCAGCCGACAAGAACGCUUCUGCCAACGCACGAUGCUGAAAUCUACACAAUUGAUGAGCUGAUCAAGCGACGUGCAUCGGAAUUACGAGACUCGCCGCUCAUUGGAUACCCCAAGGAAGGUGUGACAGAUUACGAGGAACACUCGGCUUUCGCGGUGAACAAAUAUGCCGAUGCAGCUGCAGAAGCGUUGCAACGGAGGGGUCUCAAGAAAGUAGACGCCACUCUUGACAAGGCCCCUGUUGUUGGCGUUCUCGCCCACUCAGGGCUCCCUUUUAUCAUCACGCUAUUGGGUCUGAGCAGACUUGGCUAUGCCAGCCUUUUGCUGUCUACCCGGCUGGCAGGCCCAGCUUUGACUCGCCUGCUUGACUUGGCUGAAUGCAACACUCUUUUGACGACCUCACACUUCCAUACAGUACUGGAAGAGGUCAAGAACGAACGCGGUACCACUGUACUCGAGCUGCUGAAGCACGAAGAGUAUUAUGGCGUCGAAGCACCUGCCUUUCAUCGUACCUACGACCCACACAAAGAGGCCGCGAAGAACAUUGUCAUUAUUCAUUCCUCGGGCUCUACCGGGCUUCCCAAGCCAAUCUAUCUCACCAACCGCAGUUGCAUUGCAGCUUUUUCAACGAACCUAGACAGAAAAGCGUUGAUGACGCAACCUCUGUUCCACAGUUUUGGCUUCUACGAGACUUUCCGAUCGAUAUAUUCAGGAAAGCCAAUGUACUACUUCAACUACGCCUUCCCCUUAACCAAGCAGAACAUCACAGCGACACUCGAAGCUGUCAAACCAGACCUGCUCUUCUGCGUACCGUACGUCCUCAAGCUGUUGGGCGAAUCUGAAGAGGGAAUUAAGUCUCUCGCAAAGAUUGACAUUGUCAUGUACGGUGGCAGCGCAUGCCCUGAUGACCUUGGAGACAUGCUGGUCAAGAAUGGUGUAAAUCUGGUCGCGAACUAUGGCGCCACGGAGACGGGAAGAAUCUCGACCUCUGUUCGUCCAGCCGGAGAUCAUGCUUGGAACUACCUUCGGAUCCUACCGGGAGUGAAGGAUUACGUUUUGAUGGAUGAAAUUGCUCCGGGCAUUUUUGAAUGCGUCGCACUUGACGGUUUGAAAUCUAAGAACACGAUCAACUCGGAUAACCCGCCUCGGUCUUUUCGCACAAGAGAUCUUUUCAUGCGCCACCCCACAAAUUCCGAUUUUUGGAGGUUCGUGUCUAGACUCGACGACAGGCUCACCCUUGUCAACGGCGAGAAGGUCCUGCCAAUCCCCAUCGAAGGUCGGAUACGCCAAGAAGGUCUCGUCAAAGAAGCCGUUGUGUUCGGUGAUGGCAAAAGUCUCCCGGGUGUUUUGAUCGUCAAGGCUGACACAGCUUCGCAUCUGUCGGACCCAGACUUCCUCGAACAGGUCUGGCCUGCCGUUGAGGACGCGAACUCUCGGGCUGAGAGCUUCUCGAGAAUACCAAAGGAGCUCAUCGUCGUACUACCCUCCGACAUCGAGUACCCGAAGACCGACAAAGGCACCUUUAUCCGCGCACAGGUAUAUGCGCAGUUCAAGGACCGGAUUGAGCUGUCCUAUACAAAUUUUGAGAGUGGGGAUGAUCAGGCUGGCACAGUGGCACUGCCGCUACCAGAACUGGAGGCCUAUCUGUUACAAAGGUUCCAGGAGCAUCUUGGUGUACAGUUGACGGUUAAAGACGACUUCUUUGCUCUGGGCAUUGAUAGUCUGCAGUGCAUGAAGAUGUGGAGCUUGAUGAAGAAAGAGCUCGAUCUUGGUGGUCGACAGUCUCAACUCGGUCAGAACGUCAUGUACGAGACUGGUAACAUUCAAGCCCUCGCUCGCCACAUUGAUGGACUCCGUACCGGCAAUACAGAGCAAGCGAAGGACACGUACCAAGUCAUGCAUGACCUUGUCAAGAAGCACUCUUCAUUCAAGUCAUACAACGAAGAGUACCGAACCAUUCCAACCACGGAGACAGUAGUAUUGACAGGCGUAACUGGAGGUCUUGGUGCCCACCUACUUGCACAGCUGGUCCGCGACCCUGGUGUAUCGACAGUCUGGGCGCUUGUUCGGGCGUCUUCAGAACAUACUGCUCUUGAGAGGACACUACAAAGUCUCUCAAGCCGUGGUAUCUCCCUCUCGGUCGAAGAAGUCCGCAAGAUCAUUGCUGUGCCAUCUGACCUUAGCAAACCGGACUUUGGUCUUGGUGCAUCGAGGUUUGUGCAGCUGCGCUCGAGCCUCACUCUGGUCAUCCACAGCGCGUGGGCAGUCAACUUCAACAUCUCUGUCGAGAGUUUCGAGGACCAACACAUCAAAGCUGUACCUAACUUCAUUAAUCUGUGCCAAUCGACAACACAUGGCUCGCCAGCGCGAUUCUACUUCUGUUCGUCGGUCUCUUCAACUGGAGGCACGCCUCGCCCUGGCACGGUACCAGAAACCCCAGUAAGAGAUAUCGCGCACGUUCAGGGGACAGGAUACGCUAGGUCAAAGUACGUUGCGGAACAAAUCGUCCGCAACGCAAUGAAGGACGUCGGUGCCCAAGCCAGAGUGCUUAGAAUUGGUCAGCUUGUCGGUGACAGCAAGGUCGGUGAAUGGAACACAACCGAGGGUAUUCCUCUCAUGAUCCAGACGGCAGUCACACUGGGCGCACUGCCUCAGCUGGACGAAGAGAUGACCUGGCUGCCGGUUGACUAUGCUGCACGCAUCAUUCUUGACGUAUGCAGACCUGAACGCGCUGCGUCACGCACCACAGACCCCGAUCUCGUCUACCACAUUCUAAACCCUACAAGGUUUCAUUGGACAAAGGACAUGCUGCCUGCGCUGGCAGCGGCGGGUCUUGAAUUUGAGUCGUUGUCAACAGACCAGUGGAUGGAGAGGUUGCGCAACUCCGACCGAGACCCCAAGAAGAACCCUCCCAUCAAGUUGUUCGACUGGUUCGAGAGCAAAUAUGGUGGUGCUGCUUCGACAAAACCGAAGGGCCCAUUGGAAUACAUAACUGAAGAAACUGGCAAAGACAGUGAGUCCCUGGGCCAGAUUCCCAACGUGACGGAUAGCGAGUACAUGGGCAUGGUCAUCGACAGGUUGAAGAAGCGUUGGGCAGCAUAA